Messenger RNA from Tetrahymena thermophila SB210, 309 nucleotides. RefSeq names its product helicase carboxy-terminal domain protein. NCBI's taxonomy places the organism in Eukaryota, Ciliophora, Oligohymenophorea, Hymenostomatida, Tetrahymenidae. The record is from RefSeq and is a predicted model, not a curated record. Gene Ontology annotation, biological process: nucleobase-containing compound metabolic process. The transcript has a single exon. Gene Ontology annotation, molecular function: ATP binding; hydrolase activity, acting on acid anhydrides, in phosphorus-containing anhydrides; DNA helicase activity.
AUGUUUGAAUCAUAAGGCAAUUUAGGAGCAUUUUUAAGUUAAAAAUUAUUUGAAUUCAGUAACAACUGUUAAAUUUUAAUAAAACUUCUAGAAGGUAUUGACCUAAGUGAUUCUUUAGCAUGGUGUGUCCUACUUGUUGGAGUGCCUCUGUGGUAUAUCUCAGAACCUUAAUUUAUUUGCAAGAAAAAGUAUGUAGAGUUAGAACUAAAGAUGGAUCAUACUGAAUGGUAAAGAAAACAAUUAAUAAAAUGUGAUAAUCAAGCAGCUGAUAGAUCUAUAAGGCAUAGAUAUGAUUAAGGAUAUCCGUGA